AUGCUCUCAGGACACAUACCUGGAGGUGUCCAUGGGAUUCUUUCUCUGAUAACCGUGGUGUUCGUCCUGCCAGAGGUGUCUGGGCUCCAGUGCUAUGGCUGCAACAUCAUCGUUGGCACCAAGAACGUGGACAUGGGGUGCUCUAACCCGGAGGUGAUCACCUGCUCCCACUCCCACCAGGGCUUCAAGCACCGGUUCUGCAUUAAGACAGAGAGUGUGGUCCUGGGCAUCCUGCUGGCCAGCGGCUGUGCCACCUCCCGGCACUGCCAGCAGCAGGAGUUGCCGGGGGUCCGCAUCCACUGCUGUGACACAGACCUCUGCAACGGGGCCCCCCGAGCCCCCCAGCCAUCCCCCAGCCUCACUGGCAGCUGUCUGCUGCUGCCCUGCGUCCUUGCUGCCCUCCUCCUCUCCUGA
Molecule: messenger RNA, 414 nt
Organism: Indicator indicator
Lineage: Eukaryota; Metazoa; Chordata; Aves; Piciformes; Indicatoridae
Product: ly6/PLAUR domain-containing protein 1-like
Exons: 3
Coding region: 1-414 (137 amino acids)
Source: RefSeq, a predicted model, not a curated record